Molecule: messenger RNA, 807 nt
Organism: Cryptotermes secundus
Lineage: Eukaryota; Metazoa; Arthropoda; Insecta; Blattodea; Kalotermitidae
Product: UPF0587 protein GA18326
Exons: 5
Coding region: 388-783 (131 amino acids)
Molecular function (GO): zinc ion binding
Source: RefSeq, a predicted model, not a curated record
UAGUAAUAAGAGCGAAUAAGAGCAAUAAGAGUAGAGCUCGGUAGGCCUCGUGUAAAGUUAGGUUCAAUGGGGUGACAGUUGCAGGUGUGAAGAGGAACGUUCGUAAUCACAUUGAUUUUUUUAUCUAAUAAUCGAAUUAGUCGACAGUUUCCAGCAGCGGAGUUAUUUGAUAGUUUUUAACAGGUUGUGCUCAUAUCCAAUUAUUUAAUAGUACUUUGUGGCCCGUGGCAGUAAGAGAAAAAUGGAAAGAAUUUGUGUUGAUGAAACUGGCUAACUGGAAUGUAAUUUUUUACCCUCCCAAAGAAAAUUGGAUUGCAGAUCCGAGCAACUUUGGAGUAUAUCGAUAAGUUAUAUACAAAUCAGCCCCACUUCUGCUGGUGUCUGAAAAUGAAAUGUACAGCAUGUGGGGAGUCAACAAAUAAAUGGCAUGAUGUAAGCUUAUCAGAGACAGUGGAGGACCGAACAGGACAUGCCAACAUGCACUAUUCUGCCAAAUGCAAACUCUGUGUUCGAGAAAACAAUUUAAGUAUUCUGGAGGACUCAAUACAAGUAUACACCAAAAGUGACCAUGAGAAUUUCAAGACCAUAGUGCUGUUUGACUGCCGUGGUGUGGAGUUGGUUGACUUCGAUUUCAGGGAUGGUUGGAGUGUGGUUGCUGAAGACAGUGGCCAGAUUUACACUGACGUGGACCUUAGUGAAAAAGAAUGGGUGGAAUGGGAUGAUAAAAUGAAACGCUCUGUUGGUAUAUACAAUAUUGAGCAUCAAUUUGUUCACAUCAAGUGAAAUAAAUGAACUUAGAAAAUUUGA